UUUCUGUUGAACCAAUUCAAAGUAAAAUAAAAUAUACAGUUGGGAUACUGAAUAAUUAUAUUUGGUUUUCUGCCAGUUUGUAUGUUAAGUGACAACUGAAUUUUUUAUGCUUCCUCUUUCCACAGGCACCCCCAUCCAUGGUCAGUCAUGAACAACGUCAACAUGCAGAGCACAUAUUCCUGUCGUUUAGAAAAUCAAAAUCGCCGUUUGCAGUAUGUAAACAUACAUUAGAAACAAGUAAAGUUGACUACGUUCUUUUUCAAGCUGCGACAACCAUAAUGGAAGCGGUUGUACGCGAAUGGGUACUCUUGGAAAAAAGCAGCAUUGAAUCAUUACGAACAUUCCUAUUAACUUACGUCUUACAAAGGCCUAACCUUCAGAAAUAUGUUCGAGAACAGAUAUUAUUAGCAGUAGCAGUAAUUGUAAAGCGAGGCUCAUUGGACAAAACCAUUGUCUGCAACAGCAUCUUCCAUGAAGUCAGCCACUUAAUAAGCAGUGGUAACCCAGCAGUGCAAACAUUGGCGUGUUCAAUCCUCACAGCAUUAUUAAGUGAGUUCUCAAGUUCCACUAAAACCAGCAACAUUGGUCUCAGUAUGGAAUUCCAUGGAAGCUGCAAGAGAAUAUUUCAGGAGGAUGACCUUCGACAGAUAUUUGUUUUGACGGUUGAGGUGCUUCAGGAAUUCAGCCGACGGGAAAACCUCAAUGCCCAGAUGUCUUCUGUAUUUCAGCGUUACCUUGCACUCGCUAACCAAGUCUUGAGCUGGAACUUCCUUCCACCGAAUUUGGGCAGGCAUUAUAUAGCUAUGUUUGAAUCCUCCCAAAAUGUGAUGUUGAAGCCAACAGAAUCCUGGCGAGAGACACUUCUGGACAGCAGAGUUAUGGAUCUUUUCUUUACAGUACAUCGUAAAAUCAGAGAAGAUUCUGACAUGGCUCAGGAUUCGUUGCAGUGCUUGGCACAGCUGGCCUCUGUCCAUGGACCUAUAUUUCCUGAUGAGAGAGCACAGAUUGAUUACCUGGCUCAUUUUAUUGAAGGAUUACUCAACAUGAUUAAUGGGAUAGAAAUCGAGGAUUCUGAAGCUGUGGGCAUUUCCAAUGUUAUGAGCAACUUAAUUUCAGAGUUCCCACGCAGUAUCUUAACUGCCAUUCCAAGUGAACUAUUUUCUUCAUUCAUAAACUGCCUCACACAUCUCACCUGCUCUUUUGGAAAGAGUGCUGCCCUGGAAGAAGUAUUGGACAAAGAUGACAUGGUGUAUAUGGAGGCAUACGAUAAAUUACUUGAGUCGUGGCUUACACUUGUACAAGACAAUAAGCAUUUCCAUAAAGGGUUUUUCACUCAACAUGCUGUACAAGUUUUUAAUUCCUACAUUCAAUGCCACUUGGCAGCACCAGAGGGCACAAGAAACUUGACCACCAAUGGUGUAACAUCACGCGACGAGGAAGAAAUCAGUGAAAUUCAAGAAGAUGAUCGAGAAAUGUUCUCUGACCAGUUGGCAAGUAUCGGCAUGCUAGGAAGAAUAGCAGCAGACCACUGCAUACCUCUUCUUAUAAGCUUAUUAGAAGAUAGAGUAACAAGACUUCAUGGUCAGCUACAAAGGCAACAACAGUUUCUUUCAUCACCAGGGCCAGCAUCAUUGGAUAAUAAAGUACUGGAUGAUUUGUAUGAGGAUAUUCAUUGGUUACUUUUAGUCGCGGGCUACCUCUUAGCUGAUGAUACUCAGGGAGAGACUCCUCUUAUACCUCCAGAGAUAAUGGAAUAUUCCAUUAAACAUGCCACUGAAGUUGACAUUAACACAACACUUCAGAUUCUUGGUUCUCCAGGAGAAAAGGCUUCCUCCAUCCCAGGAUGUAACAGAACAGAUUCUGUAAUUAGGUUGUUAGCUGCUGUUCUGAGAGUUUCGGAAGUUGAAUCUCGAGCCACUAGGGCAAACUUGGCAGAACUCCUUAGUCCACAAAUGGGAAAAGAUAUAAUGUGGUUCCUGAAACGGUGGACAAAGACCUACCUUUUAGUAGAUGAAAAGCUUUAUGAUCAGAUAAGUUUACCAUUAAGUACAGCAUUUGGUGCAGACACUGAAGGUGCUCAGUGGAUUGUCGGUUACCUUCUAGAAAAAGUUAUCAGUAAUCUUUCAGUAUGGAUUGCAGAACAGGAUCUGGCAAAUGACACAGUCCAACUCCUUGUAACUCUAGUAGAGAGGAGAGAACGGGCUAAUUUAGUAAUAAAAUGUGAAAAUUGGUGGAAUUUGGCAAAACAAUAUGCAAGUCGAAGUCCACCACUAAACUACCUUCCCAGCUGUGUGCAGCGAACAUUGAUGAAAGCGCUAGUUUUGGCAGGGUUUGCUCAUGUGGAUACAGAAACAAAACAACAGUAUUGGACAGAGGUUCUCCAGCCACUCCAACAGCGAUUUCUUAAUGUUAUCAACCAAGAAAACUUUCAGCAAGUCUGUCAGGAAGAAGAGGUAAAACAGGAGAUCAUUGCUACACUGGAGGCACUUUGUGGAAUAGCUGAAGCAACACAAAUAGACAACGUGGCCAUUCUCUUCACCUUUUUAAUGGACUUUCUCAAUAAUUGCAUUGGUUUAAUGGAAAUUUACAAGAAUACACCUGAGACUGUUAACUUGAUCAUAGAAGUUUUUGUUGAAGUCGCACAUAAACAAAUCUGCUACCUUGGAGAGUCAAAAGCCAUGAAGUUGUACGAAGCUUGUCUGACGCUACUACAGGUUUACUCUAAGAACAGCUUAGGCAGGAAAAGGACUGAUGUGGCAGCAGAAGAAGAACAGUAUCAAGACUUGUUACUCAUUAUGGAACUUCUGACUAAUCUCCUAUCAAAGGAGUUUAUCGACUUCAGUGACACAGAUGAAGUAUUCCGUGGUCAAGAACCUGGACAGCCUGGAAACAGAUCAGUGUCAGCUGCUGAUGUAGUCCUUUAUGGAGUGAAUAUUGUACUGCCACUUAUGUCACAAGACUUACUAAAGUUCCCAUCAUUGUGUAACCAGUAUUACAAAUUAAUCACCUUCAUCUGUGAGAUAUUUCCAGAGAAAAUACCGCAACUUCCUGAAGAACUUUUUAAGAGUCUUAUGUACUCUUUGGAAUUGGGGAUGACUUCAAUGACGUCUGAAGUUUCCCAGCUAUGUUUGGAAGCCCUCACACCUUUGGCUGAAACAUGUGCAAAGGCUCAAGAGGCAGAAUCACCACUCUUCGCUGCAACCAGGCAUUUUCUCAAGCUCGUCUUUGACAUGCUGGUAUUGCAGAAGCACAGUGCGGAACUCACUGAUGCUGCAGGUGAAGCCUUCUACACAUUAGUAUGUCUGCAUCAGGCUGAGUAUUCAGAAUUAGUUGAAACUCUACUAUCAAGCCAGCAGGAUCCAGUUAUAUAUCAACGAUUAGCAGAUGCCUUCAACAGUCUUACUGGAAGCAGCACUCCCCCUACACUAGACCGCAAACAGAGGAUGGCCUUCCUAAAAAGUCUUAAAGACUUUAUGGCAAAUGUUGGUGGUCUUUUAUGUGUUAAAUAGCCUCGAGCUGCAAAGUCCUUUGUUGAAAAUGCACUGUAAAGCAUGGAAAUCAAAGCUGACUGAAUUUUAUACCUGUUUCAAGGCUGUUGCCUGCCAUCUUGGAUUUUAGACACUCAGGAUAAUUGGUCUAAUCCUACCAUAUUAAAACAGAAGGAUGAACCCACCACUAUUCAGUUGCCAGUAUUUCUUAGCCAUGAUUUGUCAUAUAAUCUAAUUGUUUACUUAAAAAAUGAAAAGUGUAUUUUAAAGAAUUCCGGUAUGUAUGGAUGAAUGGGCACAGUGAAUGAAUCCAGUGCCUUUUCAUGUCUGGUUUAAGCCAGCUGCCCAAUGGCCAGAUAAACUGUCUUAUUGUUUAUAUUUGAGCCCUUGUUUUGAGGGAAUCACUGUAGACAAAAUACACAGCUAUAAAUGCUGUGGCUGAAAUUAGCUUUAUUUUUUUCCAGCAUAUGAAUUUAUUUGUGACCUGAAGAAAACACCAAAUUGUAGCAUUUGAAUCUUGAUUUUAUUUCCAUAUCAGGCAGUGAUCACGUAGUACACAAUAUUUCAGAUUCACUUUGUACUGCCUGCUAUUGAGAAUAAAGUAUAUAUUUUUGCUUCCCAACCGUGAACUUUAGGAAUUGUAACCAGUUGCCUUAUUUUCUGUAAAUAUGAAACCUUUGUGUUUUGAAAUACCUGAAACUGGAUUGCCAAAGUGGCAACUUUUGUGUUGUUCUUUUUUCUUGUAAUUUUCCCUUCCCAAAAAGGAAAAGUUGCUCAUUGUUUGUUGUCAAAAGUAGUAUUAACAUUUACAUAAAAAUUGGAAGUCAUCAUUCUGGAUACUAAAUUAAGCCAUUUAAGUUCUACAUUAAAGCUUAAAGGAAUUUACUUGUUCAACAAAACAAAAUUUUAAACCCGAACUGUCACACUGCUAGGUUCUUGUGUCUGUUUAAGCAAUAAUGAAUUCUAGGGUGUGAAUUUUUCAAAAGUGCACACCAGGAUAAACUGGGCAUUAGUUUAAAAACAAACUCUAGUUUAUGCUGUUGUAUAGUCAAUCAAACUUUUAACACUUUCAGAAUAAAUGUAAAUAAACUGUUGGGCAUUUUGUUUGUGACAAAUUUGCCUUGACUAGCUGUUGGACAACAAAUCACAAUAUAGAUACAUGAGUAACUGCAUAUUAUACUGCACAGCAUAUUCAGGACUCCAAAAAUGAAACUAAUCAGGAUGAGAGAAUUGAGAAUGAACAUGCAAGUUUUAAAUAUAGGGAUGAAGUGAACAAAGCUUGUGGUCACCAUUUAAAAAAGUGAAACAGAAAAUGUGCAGUAGGUCACUGAGCAUCUGAAAGAGAAAGAUUUUGGAUGUGAUCGGUUCUAAUGAAAGCCUCAAUCCGAAAUUGUUCCCUUUUCAAUGUUAAUUAACUUACUGUGUAUUUUCAUUCCAGUAUUGGUGUCUUUUUUAAUGCUCUCUCAAGAAGAAAGAGGAUCCUCAUUGAUGAACUUGUACAGGUUGUAUGUCGAAACUACUGAAGAAAAUAAUUGUACUUGGCUUAGUUUCUUUUGAGGCCAGCAAACCAAUUAAGUGAAUUUUGUAUGGAUCUCUCAACACACUCAAUUUAAAAUAAAAUUAAAGUAGCUAAUGGAAUAGUUGCUGCAUUUUUGUUUUGUUUUUCACUUCUAGAAUAUCAGACCUAAUUUACUAAGGAGAAAAUAUACACUUGAAAAUCUCUGUAGACAGUGUAGUAGUUCAAUUUUCUGUAGGAAACUAAUUUAUUUUGCUUUGUAGUAUUUCCAAAAUGCCAGUGCUCUUCAAAAAUAUCCUGUUUUGUUUGAAGGUUCUUUUAGCUGACCAAUGGCACAAUUCUGUUUGACCGCUUACCACCUUAGGACUUCAAAACUCAAUGUACAAAGUGAAGGUUAUUAUUUAACGAUGAAACAUUUGAAUCAGCAUUCUACAUUAUUUUCAGCUACUUUGUUUAUUUUAAAUUAAGUCUGUACUGAUUUUUGAAAGCUGGCCAGUAACAUGGUUAAAGAACAUGCUGGGAACCAUAUCAAUUGAUUGUGUUUUUUAAUCAAAUUAUUAUUAAUAUAAGCAUGCCAUGUUUGUGCAUCUGUUCUAAGAAAAGGUGAGUGAAUAUGAGUGCUUGAAAUCAGCAUUCUUUUUGGUGUUCAGCAUAUUUUAUUCCAAAUGCAAAUAGUACAUGUCAACCAUUGCAAUAAUUUGCAUCAAUGUUCCUCCUUUUUUUGGAUUAUCAUCAUGGAAAUUUGUGAUAAAUAAAAAUCCUGUUUGAGGAACACAGCAUCUGUGGAGAGAGAAACUGAGUUAACGUAUCCAGUCCAAUGUCAUUCUUCAGAACCCUGAAGUUCCCACUUCAGAAAAUGAGUCAUAUUAGACUCAAAACAUUUAACUCUGUUUCUCUUUCUCUCCAGAUGCUGCCAGAUCUGUUGAGUUUCUUAACUUUUUGUAUUUUUUAUUUCAGAUCUUCAACAUCGCAGGUUUUUGUUUUCUUUAGUGUAAAUUGGUGAUAACUAUUUUGAUAUACCAGAAGAUUGUGAUACUUAAAUCAAGUUUGAAGGAGUUGUAUGUGUACAAAUUGUACCUUAUUGGAAGAUAAUACAAAGUUUCAACUAAUUUAAGCACAAAAUGUAGCUUAAAAUGUUACCUAACAAAAAUGAACAUUGAUUUUCCCUAUUUUCCCUACCCAUUCCCUUCAUUUAUGGUUCUGGAAGAUGUACUCUUUAGUUUACCCAUCAAAAAUGAUUUUACUGGAUUACAAGAUGAGAUGAUCAGUACGAUGAACUAAUGAAUCUUCUUUGCCGCGUAUGUUCCAUAGCAGAGUAGUACACCUUAUGCAAAUUUCAUGAUAGUGAUAAGGCAACCUGAUUGUAUGUCUGAACUGUUUGUACCAACAGAAUAUUGCAAAUACAUGCUGAAGACAGAUUCUUUUAGUGAUGGAAAUAGAACCUACUGUGUUAGAUACAGAAAAGUGGGGUGGUAGAGAAAGAGAUGUAUUGUACAGAUUUACUCAGCAGUCGCUUAAUGUUGUAUUGUGUUGGAAUGUAUGUUCAAAAGGAUGGUUGGACUCGGUAUAAAUUCGAAGUCCAUGAAAAGUUAUAUUACCAUUUUAUCAUGUUAUUCAAAUAGCUUCUAUCCUACACAAGGUUAAACUGCUGAAACUAUUUUGUUGGCUAAGUUAAUCAUCAAAUUUAAAUUAAAUUGCUAAAAGCCAAGUUGUGCUUAAACAAUUAAAACUUGUAUAAAAAUAAGUUAUAGAUAAAGGAUUAAUGCCUAUUCACUAUUGGCUGUGAUACUUUAAACAUUUCUAAAUAAUGCCACAUUUUAGUUGCAAUUCCAUGGUUUCAGUCCCUACUCUGACCAGGAAUAUCUAGGACUGUUGAACAAAAGUAUUUAACUAUGCUGUGAAAUACUGCAGGUCAAGAAAAUGGAAAUACUCUGUUGAUUGCUGCCAUGUGACAACUACUGUGACUUUUUUUUUAAUUCUUCUGGGAUUUGUCUUGAAUGAAUCAUAGCUUUUCUUGAUGUGUAACCAGUUUGUGUGGUUAUGCAUUAGGUAACAACUGUGAUGCAUUUAAAUGAUUAGUCUUCUGUUUUGUGCAUUGUUUUGUACUACUUGUGAUUUAUUUUGUCAUGUUUUAUUACAUCCUAAUGUGUGCAAGCACCAUUUUAUGUACAUUAUUUUAUAGAAAUUUUGAUCAUUUAAAUUCUUUUUAAUUGCACAUAGAAGGAAUUGUAAAAGUUUGAGGAUAUGUUUUGGGGAUGUCUCGCCUAAAAUGUAUCAUAUAAGUGUUCUUAUAUAAAAAUAUAAUGUCUUGGUGCAGUUGAGUUCAGUGAAAUUCUGACUAUUGCAUAGUCUACCCUUCUUGCAUAGUACAAGAUACAUUUUUAAAAACAAAACUCCACAUGGAAUGUUUCUCUGUAUAUAUGCGGUAACGACCAAAUAAACUUUGGCUGCUGUUUAAAUAAUCUGUCACAAUAAAAUUUGGUUUUGUUUC
Messenger RNA from Chiloscyllium plagiosum (whitespotted bambooshark), 7495 nucleotides. It is a transcript of the gene xpo4, whose product is annotated as exportin 4. Gene Ontology annotation, cellular component: nuclear pore; cytoplasm. Gene Ontology annotation, biological process: protein export from nucleus. The record is from RefSeq and is a predicted model, not a curated record. Gene Ontology annotation, molecular function: nuclear export signal receptor activity. Lineage: Eukaryota; Metazoa; Chordata; Chondrichthyes; Orectolobiformes; Hemiscylliidae.